UAGAAUAAAAUUUGGCCUGAUUUUUUUUUAAGUUUUUGUUUUAAGUGAAGAAGGCAACAACCAUUUCAGAAUAUGUUCUUGGGUCAGUCAUUGUUGACUUUUGAAGCACAUGGAUUAGCCCAAGAAAUAUUUAAAGCCUGUCACUCUUCUUCCUGCCUCCUCCCUUCUUCCAGCAGGCCAGGAAUGUUGAUCUCUGCGGUCCAUCACCUGUCAGGAUCCAUCCCCCACCCGUCACAGGCAUAUAUGGACAGGCCGGCCUGACGGCAUGUGAUGAGGGGCUGCUAAAAACAGCCUCAGCCCCCACUCUGCACCAGCCUGGCUCGAGACAAUGCCCUCUGGCCAAAGAAACCUAAAGAACACUUGAGCACCCUACCCUGGCGAUUCUUUCAAGGAAGCAGGCCCUUGGGUUUAGCUCUCUGUGCACCCCAGUCCCCCUCUCCUGGCACCACAUGCCCCAGGGCCAGCAGGGAGAUGAGUACAUCUCUGAAUUACAAGUCUCUUUCCAAGGAACAACAGACGAUGGACACCCUGGAGAAGCAGCUUAUCUGUCCCAUCUGUUUGGAAAUGUUCACAAAACCUGUGGUGAUUCUUCCGUGUCAGCACAACCUGUGUAGAAAGUGUGCCAGUGACAUUUUCCAGGCUUCAAAUCCAUACUUGCCAACUAGAGGAGGUACUACAGUGGCAUCAGGUGGUCGAUUCAGGUGCCCCUCCUGCAGACAUGAAGUGGUUCUGGAUAGACAUGGGGUGUAUGGACUUCAGAGAAACUUGCUGGUGGAAAACAUCAUCGACAUCUACAAGCAGGAGUCUACCAGGCCAGAAAGAAAGUCCGAGCAGCCCAUGUGCGAAGAGCAUGAGGAUGAACGGAUCAACAUUUACUGCCUGAACUGUGAAGUGCCCACCUGCUCCAUGUGCAAGGUCUUUGGCGCUCACAAAGACUGUCAGGUGGCUCCUCUCACACAUGUUUUCCAGAGGCAGAAGUCGGAGCUCAGUGACGGCAUUGCAGUCCUCGUGGGAAGUAACGACAGAGUCCAAGGAAUAAUCGGUCAGCUGGAAGAGACUUGCAGGACUGUAGAGGAAUGUUGCAGGAGACAGAAACAGGAGCUUUGUGAAAAGUUUGACUAUCUAUAUGGCAUCCUGGAGGAAAGAAAAAAUGAGAUGACACAAAUCAUUACAAGGAGCCAAGAGGAGAAAUUGGAGCAUGUCCGGGCACUGAUUAAAAAGUAUGCGGAUCAUCUGGAAACAGUAUCCAAGUUGGUUGAGUCAGGAAUUCAAUUCAUGGAUGAGCCAGAAAUGGCAGUCUUCUUACAGAAUGCCAAAACAUUGUUACAAAAAAUUUCUGAAGCAUCCAAAGCAUUUCAAAUGGAGAAAAUAGAACACGGCUAUGAAAACAUGGACCAUUUUACAGUCAACCUCAAUCGAGAAGAAAAGAUAAUAAGAGAAAUUGACUUUUACAAAGAAGAAGAGGAAGAGGAGGAAGUGGCCGAAGAAGCAUUGGAAGAUGUCUGUACAGAGUCAUCUGGGGAGGAAGAAAGUCCUGAGAAAGGAUCCCAGCUCCCUCCACUGGAUGCUGAACACCCCCAGUCUGCACCCGAGGCACUUCCUAUGGCAUCUAUAGAACUACCACCAGUCCCAGCAGCUGCUGCGGCCGAUCUUGUCACUCAGGGAGAGGUGGCGCCAAGUGGUGCUCAACAGACUCCACAGUCUGAAACUCAAGUGCCAUCAACAACAGCGGAAACCCUGGAUCCCUUGUUUUAUCCUAGUUGGUAUAAGGCCUCCAAACGGCAAGGCACCAACCCAACUUCCACCCAAGUGAGUGAAGGUUCGGGUCAAGUAGGGCCUUCAGUUUCUGCGGAUGCCACUGGGCAGAAGGCAGAAGAGGCAGAAACCGCGGCAGCAUCCAGUGAGGGGGCAUCAGUGAGUGGUAAGGAAACUAGCCCACCUGCAGCUACUUCUCAGAUUAUGUCUGACUCCUCUGCCCCCCAGGGACAAGUGGAAGGUGCUUCAGGGAGCAGAGAGGGAGCCGAGAAUGAGCCCACCCGCCACGUCUUCUCUUUUUCCUGGUUAAACUCCCUGAGUGAAUGAUGUUCAUUCCAGCUGCUACCUCUCUCUCUACUUGGCUAAGGGACAAGCAGAGGCAGCAGGUGACCUAGAUGAAAUGAAUAUGAAGUAGUGAAUGAAUGGGACCUCUGUAAGAGUUUUCUGCAAAAAGCUUUGAUUCCAUGUUAGUUACCUGACACAUAGAGUGGGGGAAGAGUGCUUUGGGGAACGAACUGCCUCAGCAAGGAGAAAAAUGAGAUGAUUUUGUUAUAAUGCUAUAUAAGGACACUUUAUAAAAAUGUGUGUGUGUUUGUGUAACAAAAAUCUUUAGCAGGAGAUGCUAAAAAACAGUAAAACCUGUUGUUUCUAACAGAUGUUGGUGUUUUGUUAUAAUCAUAAUAGGUAAAUAGACCUUUUUUCUUUUUGAUGAUGUCAUUGGUCAAUGAACAUGUAUUAUGUGUUUAAAUUUACAAGCUAUUGAUUUAGCAAUUUAUUGCCAAGCAGCAACUAUCAUUGACCAAAGCUAUGAAAUGCUUCAUUAAAAAAAAUCACCAACAAUCCUUCUCUCUUUUAGUGCUAUAUACUUGUUCCCUUAUACUCUCAGAAUGCCCAUUGAAUUGGGGGCAUUUUUCAUAGCCUAAAGGACUGGAGGGUUGAGAUAUAAAUCAGGGCUAGUAUACCUCUUUCAGCCUCAUUCUAAUCUCAGGUUUAGGCAUUCAGAUAAUCUAUUCCUUAGGCCAAGAAGACCUUUCCAAAGAAACUGUCUACUCUCUUACAUAACUACUUAGGCAUCAAGGUAGUAUAUUGCAUAAAUGCUGCAUGGAUUUAAAUAUACUUUUUAAGUCACAUUUUGUUUGACACACCAUGAUGACUCCUUUGGAGCACAGCUGUAAUUCUACUAUGUAUGGACUAUUAAAUAAAUGUUUUUAAACUAUAGAGCUUUAUCCCAUCAGUUUAUCUUAUGAAGUCUUUAAUCAAAUGUAUUUAUAAGGACAAGGAGAAGAUACUUCUUCAUAUAAACAAAUUAGCUCUGAACCACUAAUAAGUCAAUCUUUUUGGAGGUUACUAUAAUUCAAUUACCAAAGGUACCCAGGCAGAUUGAUUAAUCAAUUGUGAAACUGAAUUCUUUAGAGAUAUUCAUUUUAGGGAUGAAAAGAAAUAGUUUAUAUUCCUGUGACCUAGGAUGAUUAGACUUGGGUUACAGAUGAGAAUAGAGGAUAUUUGUGGAGUUUUAGAAGCUAAAGUCCUUACCUAAACUAUUUCUCUGAGAAAUAAUUUUGACAAGUGCCAAUUUAUAUAUUACUUUCUUUAAUAGUACUAGGAAUAGGUAUGGUUUUAGUUAACACAUAGGCCAAAAAAGUCUUGAAGAAGCAGGGAUGAAUAUACUUUUUUGUUUUGCUAAAUUAAACCAUGUUAUUUUACAGUGA
Monodelphis domestica (gray short-tailed opossum) is the source of this 3464-nucleotide messenger RNA. It is a transcript of the gene TRIM55, whose product is annotated as tripartite motif containing 55. The record is from RefSeq and is a predicted model, not a curated record. Gene Ontology annotation, biological process: regulation of microtubule cytoskeleton organization. Gene Ontology annotation, cellular component: cytoplasm. NCBI's taxonomy places the organism in Eukaryota, Metazoa, Chordata, Mammalia, Didelphimorphia, Didelphidae. Gene Ontology annotation, molecular function: zinc ion binding.